Molecule: messenger RNA, 2345 nt
Organism: Podarcis raffonei (Aeolian wall lizard)
Lineage: Eukaryota; Metazoa; Chordata; Lepidosauria; Squamata; Lacertidae
Product: cuticle collagen bli-1-like
Exons: 3
Coding region: 239-2248 (669 amino acids)
Biological process (GO): protein homooligomerization
Cellular component (GO): membrane
Source: RefSeq, a predicted model, not a curated record
AAGUGACGUAUCUCCCAAGAAAAACAACUGUUCUUGUUAGGCGUUCAGCACGCCCCACCUACUGCUACUUAUUUUGAGAGGCGCAUAGAUUUCCGGGCACACAGAGAGACCUGACGUACAAAAGAAGAGGGUCUUUGAAAAGCUCGUCCAGACAGUCCAAAUAAGGGCUGUACCUCUACUGCUGUCAACAUUCAACAGGUCCUGGAAGGUCCUUGUCAGGCUGUUGUGAAUAGCCAUUAUGGGGAAGUACUUGCUGACCUGCGCGAUAGCAAUUCUCUUUAUUCUUCUGCAGACGGAUGUCAUUGUCUCGGUUUUGGGAAAAAGCUCAUCCAGUAGAAGUAGUAGAAAGCCUAGCAAGCCUUCACAUCAUCGACCUAGCAAGCCUGUGGAACAUCAUCGACCUAGCAAGCCUGUGGAACAUCGACCUAGCAAACCUGUGGAACAUCGACCUAGCAAACCUGUACAUCGACCUGUCAAACCUGUACACAACCAACCUGUACACAAUCCUGCUCCCCCACAACACAACCCUGUUUAUCCCCCAGUAAAUCCUGGUAAGCCCCCAAGCAAUCCUGGCAACCCUCCUCCAUAUAACCCUGCUUACCCUCCACAAAACCCUGGUAAGCCCCCAAGCAAUCCUGGCAACCCUCCUCCAUAUAACCCUGCUUACCCACCACAAAAUCCUGGUAAGCCCCCAAGCAAUCCUGGCAACCCUCCUCCACAAAACCCUGCUUACCCUCCACAAAACCCUGCCUACCCCCCACGCAAUCCUGGCAACCCUCCUCCACAAAACCCUGCCUAUCCACCACAAAACCCUGGUAACCCUGCUUACCCACCACAAAACCCUGCCUAUCCACCACAAAACCCUGGUAACCCUGCCUAUCCACCACAAAACCCUGGUAACCCUGCUUACCCACCACAAAACCCUGCUUAUCCCCCACACAAUCCUGGCAACCCUCCUCCACAAAAUCCUGGAUACCCACCACAAAACCCUGGCAACCCUGUCUAUCCACCACAAAACCCAGGUUACCCUCCCCACAAUCCUGGCAACCCACACAACCCUGGUUAUCCUCCACAAAACCCAGGUUACCCUCACCACAAUCCUGGCAACCCACACAAUCCUGGUUAUCCGCCACAAAACCCUGGAUACCCUCCAAACAAUCCUGGUAACCCACACAACCCUGGCUAUCCCCAACAAAAUCCUGGCUUUCCACAAAACCCUGGUUACCCGAGGUAUGGAGAAGGAGGCAGCUGGGGCAAAUAUGACAGUAAGCCAUGGAAGCCCAAGCCACCCAAGCCCAGUAUGAAACAUAUGGCAGGAUCAGCUCUGGCGGGAGCUGCAGCAGGAGCCGUGGGUGGCUACCUCUUAGGCCGCGCCAUGUCCAAUGUCAAUUUUCACUUUAACAACCGUGAUGACGAGCGGUGGUGGUAUGAAAACCGCAACCGUUACUCCGACCAGGUUUACUACCCACAGUACAACCAGCCUGUCCCGCAGGAUAUCUUUGUGAGAGAUUGCACAAAUAUCACGGUGCGCGAGUAUACGGAGCCCAGCGGAAACCAAACGGCAGAUGAGAUGGAAACCAGGGUUGUGACGCACGUGGUGCGUGAAAUGUGUAUAGAGCAGUAUCGUACCUACUCUAGCCAUGCAGGAGGCGACUUCAGACGUCCUGGGAGUAGGCCAGAGGGGCCUAUGCUGGCCAAGCCGGAAGUGAAGCCUGUGGCGGAAGAAGCGAUAACAGGCGCUGUGGCGAAAGACCAAUUGGGCAGCUCCAUGUCUAACAUGCACCUGCAUUUCAAUGACAGCGAUGAGGAGCAGUGGUGGAGCGAAAAUCGCAAUCGUUUGACCCAUCCCGUUUUCUACCCAAACUACAGCCACCUUGUUACGAAGGAUGUCUUUGCGAGUGAUUGUGAGAAUGCCACCACAAACUAUUACAUAAAGCCCACCGGAAACCAAACGGCAGAUGAGGUGGAAGCCAGGGUGGUGACGCAAGUGGCGCGGGAGAUGUGCAGGGAGCUGUACAGUGAUUUCAUCCGUCACAUGGAAAGAAGCAAAUAUGAUCAGAAGCCAGAAGCGCCGAUGCCAACCAAACUCUGGCUGAAGCAUGUUCCAGAAGCAGCUAACAUCGCCCCUGGCGCAGGAGCCACCGGAAGCAAUCACAACAGUGCCACGUCUCGCAUGCGUGACAACACUUUUGCUAAGACUUCUGUGCUUUUGAUUAUGGCACUGGUCACUCCUUUCCUGAUACCUUGAGGUUGGGCAGCCUCCUUAAGCUGCCAUUUUGUCGCUGAGACAGGAAAUGUCCAGAAGGAAAGAGAUGUGUUUAUAUAAAGGAAAUGUUUUGUGGAGA